AUGCAGAGAAUUGAUCAAAUGAAGCCAGUUACAUGCAAAGGACUGAGGUGGCAAGUAUUAUUUUCCUUCUUGUUUUCCUGGCUGUGUCAUAUUGUCUCUGGUCAGAUUCGUUAUUCCAUUGCUGAAGAAAUGAGAAAAGAUUCUGUUAUAGCAAAUAUUGCAAAGGAUAUUGGAUUAGAUAUUAAUCAGCUCUCAUCUAGAAAACUGAGAAUUGUGUCUCGAGACUCAGAGAAAUAUUUUUAUGUGAAUGGUGAUAAUGGCAAUCUGUAUGUUAAGGACAGGAUAGACAGAGAGGCACUGUGUGGGGCAUCGGCUACCUGCUUCCUAACCUUUGAUGUUGUGGUUGAAAAUCCUUUCAAUAUUUUCAAAGCAAAAAUAGAAAUUCAGGAUAUUAAUGAUAAUUCUCCAGUGUUUUAUUCUGAGACUUUCACUAUAGAGACUAUUGAACUAACAUCACCAGGAACAAGAUUUGCAUUACAAAAUGCAGAAGAUCUGGAUAUUGGAGUUAAUUCAGUACAGACAUAUGAGCUCAGUGACAAUCCACAUUUUACACUAAGCCAGAAGCUUAGCAGUGAUGGAUUCCAAUCUCUGGAGCUUGUGUUGGAAAAAUCACUGGAUCAAGAAUUACAAAAUGUUCAUGAACUGAUUUUAACUGCUCUGGAUGGAGGAAAUCCUGUGAGAACUGGAACAGCUAUAUUACGAAUCAUUGUUACUGAUGUUAAUGAUAAUUUCCCAAUAUUUUCCCAUAAAAUAUACAAAGUUAGUGUGAUUGAGAAUAGUCCAGUAAGUACUACUAUAAUCAAUGUGAAUGCAACAGACAAAGAUGCUGGGACAAAUGGAGAAAUCCUUUAUUCCUUCAGCAAAACCUCAGGAAAUGUCCAUCCUUCUGGCCUUUUUAGCAUUGAACCCAAAAGUGGUGACAUUAAAAUAAACAAAAUGUUAGAUUAUGAAGAGACAAGGAAUUAUGAAUUGUCUGUUCAAGCUAAGGAUGGAGGAGGGCUUGUUUCUCAUUGUAAGGUUUUGAUAGAAGUGAUAGAUGAGAAUGACAAUGCCCCAGAGAUAUCCAUUACCUCAUUAUAUUCACCCAUUCCUGAGGAUUCUGUACCUGGAACAAUGAUAGCUCUCAUUGAAGUUCAUGAUAUAGAUGCAGGAGAAAAUGGACAGCCUGACUGUAACAUUUUUGAAGAAUUACCUUUUAGUUUGAUAUUCUCAUCUGAUAGCUAUUACAGAAUUGUGACUACAAGUAAUUUGGACAGAGAGACAGUAUCUAGUUACAACAUCAUAGUCUUAGCUAGAGACAGAGGGUCUCCUCCUCUUUCCAGUAGAAAAAUGAUCAGACUGGAGAUUUUAGAUGUUAAUGACAACCCACCAGUUUUUAUGAAAUCGCAUCAUGUUGCUUAUGUACCAGAGAAUAAUCUACCUGGAGCUUCUAUCUACAGAGUACAAGCUUCAGAUCCAGAUUAUGGAGAAAAUGCUAAAAUUAUAUAUUCAGUGUACAGUGAAGAAUUAUCAGUAUCCUCCUAUUUUUCUGUCAACAUGGAAAAUGGAGUCCUCUAUGCUCAAAGAUCGUUUGACUAUGAACAGCAUAAGGAAUUCAUAGUACAACUUAAUGCCAGAGACAAUGGUUCUCCAUCACUUAGCAGCAAUUCAACAUUGAUAAUCCGCAUAGUGGAUCACAAUGACAAUAAACCACACAUUUUGUAUCCAUAUCCAGAAAGUGGGGGAUCAGCUGUGUUUGAGAUGGUUCCUUUUGCCUCAGAACCAGGAUCUUUAAUAACAAAGGUGGUUGCAGUGGAUGCAGAUGUUGGGCACAAUGCUUGGCUGUCCUAUCAUUUCAUACAAAUAUCAGAACUCUCUUCCUUCACCAUCAAUGAACAUACUGGAGAAAUCAGGACAUCACGUCUUUUUCAGGAAAAGGAUAUACUAAAACACAAGGUUGUGGUUAUGGUGAAGGACAAUGGAGUCCCAUCUCUCUCGGCUACAGUCACUUUAAAUCUUUUUAUUGCAGAUAGUUUUGAACAGAUAGUUCCUAAAAGAAUCAAUCAGAUCAAUGAAGAUCAUCAAACUAAUCUGCAGUUGUAUUUAGUAAUUGCCUUAGCCAUCAUUUCCUUCUUAUUUAUUAUUACUGUAAUGUUAGUCUUAAUUUCAAAAUGCAAGCAAUCAAAACCCACUUCUCUUGGACCUCUAAAUGCAAAUUUGUAUCCAACAGUCGAUCCCAGAAUACUCUCUAUGUACAGUGAUGGAACUUUAACUCUUCCCUAUUCAUACAAUGUUUGUGUGGCAUUGGAUUCAUGUGAAGAUGACUUUACUUAUGUACAAUCCAAACAAGAAGUUCCUGUAGAUAAUCUAAUUGAUGCUGAUGACUCAGGACUUGGAAAUCAAAGCGGGAAGGAUACAUCCACCAGUGCAAUACAGGUGAGUAAACAGUAA
Nanorana parkeri is the source of this 2430-nucleotide messenger RNA. RefSeq names its product protocadherin gamma-B5-like. The record is from RefSeq and is a predicted model, not a curated record. NCBI's taxonomy places the organism in Eukaryota, Metazoa, Chordata, Amphibia, Anura, Dicroglossidae. The transcript has a single exon. Gene Ontology annotation, biological process: homophilic cell-cell adhesion. Gene Ontology annotation, cellular component: plasma membrane. The coding region runs from base 1 to 2430 and encodes 809 amino acids. Gene Ontology annotation, molecular function: calcium ion binding.